Messenger RNA from Zophobas morio, 2314 nucleotides. RefSeq lists its product as uncharacterized. The transcript has 3 exons. The record is from RefSeq and is a predicted model, not a curated record. Lineage: Eukaryota; Metazoa; Arthropoda; Insecta; Coleoptera; Tenebrionidae. The coding region runs from base 960 to 2165 and encodes 401 amino acids.
ACGGAAUGCUGCGUUACGAGAGAUCAGGCGAAAGGGUGAUUAUAAUUUUAACAAAAAUGCCACCUGUGAGGAAAAAAUUGCUAUAAGGAGAGUAGUGACAGGACAAGCCUCCAAUUUAAUUACUUGCCCAAAUUGUUUUGGUGAAAUAAUGACCAGAAACUUUGCUCGACAUGAACGCAAAUGUACUGGACGGCCACCAAAUAGAAGAAAUGUGCUUAAAGAAGCUCGCUUUAAGAUUAUCCAGAAGGAAUUUACAGCGAAUUCUUUCAGUCAGAAACUUUUUCUCGCUUUCUUAGAGCCUGUUCAAGUUGGGCUAAUUCUACACGAGAUAUUAGAAGAUAAAUGUUUGAAACUUGUUGCUGAAAGAUAUUCCUUAAUGCAUCGUGGUUCAUACAGCGCAUUAAAGAACGAUCGCCAACAUUUGCGUAGAAUGGCACGAUUGAUUUUAGAUGUUAAAGACAUAAACCCCUCCAUUCUGGAUUUUGAAGAUCUGAUACUCUAUGGAGGUUAUGAUGCCUUACUAGAGGGAGUUUUCAAUUUGUGUUCACUUGACAAGGAAACAGGCGAGUUUGGAAAGCCAAGUCUGGCAAAAGCUUUACGAUCGAGUAUUACAUUUCUUUUAGACGCACUUAACGUUGAUUAUUUAACUCAUAAUCUUCCCACACAAUGUGAAGAGCGUGGCCGUUUCGACAAUUUCAAAACUCCAUGAUAAAAACUAUGGAAUCUAUGUUGGCAGGUCAGCUGGUCGAACCAGCUUGCAAAGAAAAGCAGCCAAAUUACAUAAUUUACCAAAGGCAAAGGACGUUAAAUUAUUUUCCACAUUGAUAGUUUCUGAAGCGGAGCAGGCGUAUCAACGGUUACAGGACGGUUUCGAUUUCGACACAUGGCUAAAAUUAGGAAAGGCUGCGUUGGCAAGAGUUAUUGUGUACAAUAGACGUAGAGUCAGUGAAGUUGCAAGUAUGUCGUUGGAAUUGUAUAACAAAAAAAUCGAACUUGAUGAUGAAAUACUUCAAUCCCUUCCAAUGUAUCAACGGGAGUUAGCGAAUAAAUACAAAGUUAUGACUUUGAUUGGAAAGCGUCUACAUAUAUUACAUGUGCUGUUGGACGAAAAUCAAUGCAGGUAUCUAGAUAUGUUUCUCCAAUAUCGAAAAGAAGCUGGUGUUCCCUAUUCAAACAAUUACCUUUUUGGUAUACCUACGAGAGCGAUGUUUAUCGAUGCUUCAGUUGUUUUAAGAGAUUACUCAGAGAAAUGUGGUGCUGAAGAACCGCAUCUUUUACGUUCCACUUAUUUAAGAAAACAAGUCGCAACCCUUUCCCAAUUGUUAACAAUGAAUGACAAUGAAAUCGGUCAGAUUGCAAAAUUGAUGGGUCAUAGUCAGAAAGUCCAUGAACAAGUAUAUCGACAAGACGAACUUUUAUUUCAACUAACAGGGUGGGCAAAAUUUUUGACUAUCGUAGAUGGAGAAGAACUCUUUUCAUACAGAGGUAAAAGUCUCGACGAAAUACUCACUAUUGCACAAGAUUUACCAGUACCUGAAGAGGAUCCGGCGUUAGACGAUCAUAUUACCUCUGAAGAAUUAUUAGGAGACAAUCUCAGUUUGGAUUCGUUUGAAACUACCUGUUCAACAGAAAGUACAAUCAACAGAAUGGAAACGAACCUCAUGCAGGAGGUAUCAACAGACACUCAAGUCUCACAAUCAGGUGUGAUAGAAUGUUAUACUACAGACAAUAUUACUGAAGUGCCUUCGGAUCGUCGAAAGUGUGACAAAGUUACACAUACUACACAAGAAGCGCUUUCUGAAAAAGUAGGGGCGAGAGCCAGUACUGAAGACCGGAGGAUUGAAACACCAAAGAAAAAAAUAUCGAGUCACAGGGGAACUUUGAACACGAAGUCACCAAAAUCGCAGAAAUCACCAAGAAAAACGACAAUCGCGGAGAUAAAGCAGAAAUUGCAAAUAACUCCUGUAAAGAGAAGAGGAAAGAAACCAUUCACCUCAGAGCAAAUGUCUUUAAUGCAGAGACAUUUUUCGCAAUACAUAUCCAGGGGUCAUUUGGCACCACCGAAGCUGUGUGCAGAAUUUGUUGAAACGAACCAGCUCUUCUCUGAUCGCAGUGGUCGAGACGUGUACAACUGGAUCCAGUAUCAGAGAACUAAGCGAAGAUGAAACUAGUGGAUCAGCUGUCUCUUUUGUUUUUUUUUUUGUUUUGUUUACAAGUUGUGAUAAUUUUUGAUAUUUUUGUAAUUUUAAACACUGACUUUACAUGUUAAUAUUGUAUUAAAUUUUAUAAUAUAAUAAAAAAUGUCUUAAAUUCA